This is a messenger RNA of Plenodomus lingam JN3, 264 nucleotides long. NCBI's taxonomy places the organism in Eukaryota, Fungi, Ascomycota, Dothideomycetes, Pleosporales, Leptosphaeriaceae. The record is from RefSeq and is a predicted model, not a curated record.
AUGGCGGUCAAUUCCGAGUGCUGGCAUGAUGCCCAUGGACAGCUUCUCUUACGCUUUUCCAAGCCAAGGCUUCCGUCCCCAGACCUCUCUGCAUCCAUGACCUACAUAGGGUCGAUCAUGCAAGGCAUGGAGCCUGGGAGCUCUUGUCGUCCAAUCAACCAAGAACGUGGCCCCUCACCGCCGGAUGCAAUGCCUUUGGCCCAGAACUUAUAUAUCGCUGCUCUCUGCAAUCAAAGAAGCUUCGACAUGACAGAGAGUCGCUAG